AUGAAACAUUUUGGUGGCAAAGCUCCUCAUAGACUCACACCAUAUGUGGAAGUUUUACAAACCCGUGUAAAUAAAGUUAACAAAGCCACUGUUUGUAAAGCUUGCAUAGAAAAAUUAGGAAGAGAAAUAGCAAUUGAAAGGUCUAUUUUUACUAAUACAAAGGCUUGUACUAAAGUACAUUUAAAAAAAUGUCAAAAUUUUUUUGAAAAAUAUACUGAGGAAGAAAGAAAUGAAAUUCUCUAUGGGUCAGAUGAUGAAAGUCAGGAAAUAAAUACGAUUGUAUCUACAAAUUCGGCUACAAGUUUAUCUACAAAUUCAAGUUUUAUUUCUACUGCUUCUGAACCAACAACUAAAACAACUAAAACAACUAAAACACAUCCUAUACGGCAUACAAAAUCUCGACCAUCAAAAGGUUUAAUAGAUAAUCACCUUCUUCGAGAUUUAAAUCCAGCUGAGUAUAUAGUUUUUGAACGACACCUUUUAAAGUCUACAAUUAGUAAUGGAUGGGCAUUUAGAUGGAUUGAAAAUCCUGAGAUU
Messenger RNA from Racocetra persica, 537 nucleotides. The record is from the annotation of a GenBank genome assembly. Lineage: Eukaryota; Fungi; Glomeromycota; Glomeromycetes; Diversisporales; Gigasporaceae.